AUGGUGAUGGUAAUUCUGACAACCCUUUUGGUUAUCUUUGUGAGUCUGGUAUUGAAGGUAGGGUAUGAGACGAUUUCAUGUUACUGGGUCACUCCAAUGCGCAUAAGGAAGAUGAUGGAGAAACAAGGUGUGCAUGGUCCUAAACCUAGAUUUCUUCUUGGCAACAUCAUGGACAUGACUUCCCUUGUUUCAAGAGCAGUUUCUCAGGACAUGGAAACCAUCAGCCAUGAUAUUGUUGGUCGUAUUUUGCCCCAUUUUGUUGCGUGGUCCAAUCAAUAUGGAAAGAGAUUCAUAUAUUGGAAUGGAAUAGAACCAAGGUUGUGUUUAACAGACACUGCAUUGAUUAAGGAAUUUCUGUCAAAGUACAACUCCUUAUCUGGAAAAUCAUGGCAACAACAGCAAGGCUCCAAACAUUUCAUUGGGAAAGGUUUGUUGAUGGCAAAUGGUGAACAUUGGCACCACCAACGUCACAUGGUUGCCCCUGCAUUCAUGGGAGAGAGACUUAAGGGCUAUGCUGGGCACAUGGUGGAGUGCACAAAGGAUAUGAUUCAGUCACUGAAAAAUGCAUUAGAAGGUGGGGAAAGUGAGGUGGAGAUUGGAGAGUACUUAACUGAACUCACAGCAGAUAUUAUCUCAAGAACAGAGUUUGACACAAGCUACAAAAAGGGGAAGCAAAUAUUCCAUCUCCUCACACAACUUCAGACUCGUUGUGCUCAAGCAACUCGCCAUCUUUUCCUUCCUGGAAGCAGGUUUUUCCCCAGCAAGUACAAUAGAGAGAUAAAGAGUAUGAAGAGGGAGGUGGAGAGCCUCUUGAUGGAGAUCAUAGAGGGGAGGAAAGACUGUGUGGAGAUGGGGAGAAGCAAUUCUUAUGGGAAUGAUUUGUUGGGCAUACUCUUGGAUGAGAUGAAGAAAGAGGGUGGAAGCUUGAAUCUUCAACUGGUUAUGGAUGAAUGCAAAACCUUUUUCUUUGCAGGACAUGAAACCACUGCACUCUUACUCACUUGGACAGUGAUGUUGCUAGCAAGCAAUCCACAUUGGCAAGACAAAGUCAGAGCUGAAGUCAAAGAGGUCUUCCAAGGGGAAACUCCAUCUGUUCAUCAACUCUCCAAGCUCACUCUGUUAAACAUGGUGAUUAAAGAGUCCAUGAGGCUGUAUCCUCCUGCAACAGUGCUUCCAAGAAUGGUGUUCAAAGACAUGGUGUUGGGAGACCUCCACAUUCCCAAAGGCUUAUCAAUUUGGAUUCCAGUGUUGGCCAUUCACCACAGUGAAGAACUGUGGGGUGAAGAUGCAAAUGAGUUCAACCCUGAGAGGUUUGCCUCAAAAUCAUUCAUGCCAGGUCGUUUCAUACCCUUUGCUUCUGGUCCUAGAAACUGUGUUGGACAAUCAUUUGCCAUGAUGGAAGCCAAGAUCAUCCUGGCCAUGUUCAUCUCUCAGUUUAGCUUCACCAUUUCUGAGACCUACAGGCAUGCACCAGUGCUUGUCCUCACAAUCAAACCCAAAUAUGGUCUUCAAGUUUGUUUAAAGCCUUUAAAUCCAUGA
Molecule: messenger RNA, 1539 nt
Organism: Sphenostylis stenocarpa
Lineage: Eukaryota; Viridiplantae; Streptophyta; Magnoliopsida; Fabales; Fabaceae
Source: the annotation of a GenBank genome assembly